CACUCACCAACCCCCCCAUCCACAGUUUACUCUGAGGUCCAGCCCCCUCUCAGUAGCACUCAGUGCCAGAUCUCAGGGAGGUAUUGUCCUUCUCACAGCAGCUCGCAUUACUGAGCUGAAAGGCAGAGAGGCAUGGGUUGGGGGGAGAAUGUUCCUGUGCUGGGGUUGAGGACGGGGCUGAAGAUGGGGCAGUGUCUGGGACAGGGUUCGCUGGCCCUGCUGUACUGCCUGGCCCUGUGUCCGGGGACCAUCCAGGGGGACAAGGUCUUGGUGAUGCCUGUAGAUGGGAGCCACUGGCUGAGCAUGAAGCUGCUGGUGAAGGAGCUGGCGGCCAGGGGCCAUGAGAUGGUGGUGCUGGUCCCUGAGACGUCCAUCCUCAUCCAGGGCUCUGACUACUACAGGACUGAGACUUUUAGGGUCCCUUACAGCAAGGCACAGCUGGACGAGAGCGUCAACAAACUGAAGGACGGCGUGUUUCUCAAGAUGCCGGAGGCAAUGGAUAUAUUUGUGAGCGUGCAGCAUCUGGUUGACUUCACCACCAUGCAGGUGAAAGGCUGUGAGGGUCUGCUGUAUGAUGAACCCCUGAUGCAGCGCCUCAGAGGAGAAGGGUUCCAGCUGAUGUUGACGGAUCCCUUCCUACCCUGUGGAUCCAUCAUUGCUGACUCCUUCAACAUCUCAGCAGUGUACUUCCUGAGGGGGAUCCCCUGUGGGCUGGAUGACAGGGCUGCCCAGUGCCCCACUCCCCCCUCCUAUGUACCACGCUUCCACUCAGGCAACACUGACCACAUGGACUUCCUAGGGAGGUUGAAGAACAUGAUGAUGUACAGUCUGGAGAGCUACCUGUGUUCAUUCAUGUUUGCCAGCUUUGACAAGCUGACCAGUAGGUAUCUGGAGAAAGACAUGACAUACAGGGAGCUGCUGGGAAACGGUGCUAUCUGGCUGCUGAGGUAUGACUACACCUUUGAAUAUCCCAAACCCAGGAUGCCCAACAUGGUCACCAUAGGAGGCAUCAACUGUGGUAAAAGAGCUCCGCUGCCACCGGACCUGCAGGAGUUUGUGGAUGAGUCAGGAGAGGAUGGCUUCGUGGUCUUCACCCUGGGCUCUUUGGUCUCCCAGAUGCCAGAGGAGAGAGCCAAGCAGUUCUUUGAUGCCUUCAGCAGGAUCCCUCAGAGGGUUCUGUGGAGGUACACAGGGGUGGUGCCUGAGAAUGCUCCAGCCAACGUCAGAGUGAUGAAGUGGCUUCCUCAGAAUGAUUUACUGGGCCACCCCAAGGUCAAGGCCUUCAUCACCCACGGAGGAACCCACGGUAUUUACGAGGGGAUCUGUAACGGCGUUCCCAUGGUGAUGCUGCCAUUGUUUGGUGAUCAGGGUGACAACGUACACCGCAUGGCAGUGAGGGGAGUAGGGGAGGUGCUCAGUGUGUUCGACGUCACCUCAGACAAACUGGUGGAGGCCCUCAACAAGGUCAUCAAUGACAAGAGUUACAAGCAGAAGAUGCUACAGCUGUCAACGGUGCAUAAGGACCGUCCCAUUGAGCCGUUGGACCUGGCCGUGUUCUGGACAGAGUUUGUGAUGCGCCAUGGAGGAGCCGACCACCUGAGACCUGCUGCUCACGACCUGAACUGGAUCCAGUACCACAGUCUGGACGUGUUCGCUCUGCUACUUACUAUAAUUCUCACUGUUGUCAUGGUCACCGUUAAAUGCUGCAUUGUCUGCUCCCGCAAGUGCUGUGGAAUGAUUUGGACAAUGAAGAUAAAGAGUGAGUGAAUGUCCUUCUUGUGGCUUAGGCUGGGAUUCAAUCCGAAGCUGGUUGUAGUGCACGGUCACCAAUAAUGUGCCUUUUACAGGCAAUGUUUCCGUGUUUGCUGUGAUCGCAUUCACGUUAUAUGCUGCAGAUAUCAACUCAAAUUAUCUUCAAAUGUUAAGCGACCUACAAAGCUAUGCUUGAAUACCAGCCAAGCCUUAAGGCACUAGAGUCCAGUGAAGCUAUACUGCCACCUCUAGGGCCUGUGUGUAUAACAGGGAGGAUAUACUGUAGGCUACUGUAGGUUGAAGUAAAGGAACACCAAAAAAACGACUCAGUAAACCCACACCUGGGUUUGUAUAGUGUGAGUGAAGGGUUUGUGUGUCGUGGGGGGAGCUUACAUCAUGUUUGAUAUCUCAGGAUAAUGUCAAAGUAACUUCAUGCAUCUGUUAUCAAUAAGGCCUGAAUCCAGCAAGACACAAGUCCCAUUUCUCAGACACUGUGCCUUUGGAAGAGUAUGGCCUAGAUGAAAUCUGUAUUGUGGAAGAUCAGUGCAAUAGCGCGAUUGCCAUUUAAAAACAAUGUUCCUGCAUUUGCGGAGACUGCGUUCACACGUGUCUCAAUCGGAAAUGUUAAUUGCAUUAUAACGCAGCUCUUCCGCGAUAUGGUUGAAUCUAGACAUGACUCAAACUGUUGGCCUUUCUAGUUCAGCCUGUCGUGCUGAUUCAAUAUCCUGUUAAAAGGCACAUUUUAAUAAAAAGUUGUCCCUUUUCAUUGCCGUUAGAAUGAGGAAAUAACUUUCCAAUGAGCACUUGAACACAGCCAAAUAGAGAACUACAUUACCCAUGAGAGAUGAGAAACCGGAAAUAACCACAGCUGGCUGUUCGGCGAGUAGACGACAGUAAAUUAAAAUAUCAUGCCACUUUGUUACCGUACGAAUAGGCUAUAGUAAAUUAAAAUAUCAUAUCACUUUUUGUUAUCUCUGCAGGAGACUUGCUAACUGUACAUUUACGUAGUUUAGCCGCCACUCUUAUCUAGUGCGACUUACAGUAGUGAGUGCACACAUUUUUCAUACUAGUGCCCCGUAGGAAACAAACCCACAAUCCUGGCGUUACAAGCACCAUGCGCUACCAACUGAGCCACAUUACCCUACGCAAACCAAUAAUAGGUCUGUGGAAAUAGCCAACAGUUUUGAUUGUUAGAAAAUGUAUGAUUCUACCAGGAUGCAUCUGGAGGAUAAAAAUGACAACUCCACCCGACGAGUUUAUUAGCUUGACUGACUUCACGAGCUGCGGUACUACCAAACUUUCUGAUUGAUUUUAUCAAGUAGUGUAGUUUACCAUUGAAAGAAGUUGUCACAGUUCUACUCAGCGUAAGGGGUGGCUCUCCUGUAAGCACCAAUGCAAUAGCAGCUGGGUCUGGUCUACUUAGUUCAUUGACCGUAUAUGAACCAGAAAAAAAAAUGCCAUUGAUCCUGCCACAAAAUAAAACACUUACGAAACCCGUAA
Messenger RNA from Oncorhynchus masou masou (cherry salmon), 3252 nucleotides. RefSeq names its product UDP-glucuronosyltransferase-like. Lineage: Eukaryota; Metazoa; Chordata; Actinopteri; Salmoniformes; Salmonidae. The transcript has 5 exons. Gene Ontology annotation, molecular function: UDP-glycosyltransferase activity. The record is from RefSeq and is a predicted model, not a curated record. Bases 133 to 1767 code for a protein of 544 amino acids.